Molecule: messenger RNA, 1128 nt
Organism: Cottoperca gobio
Lineage: Eukaryota; Metazoa; Chordata; Actinopteri; Perciformes; Bovichtidae
Gene: cart3
Product: cocaine- and amphetamine-regulated transcript 3
Exons: 3
Coding region: 56-439 (127 amino acids)
Biological process (GO): negative regulation of appetite; positive regulation of MAPK cascade; adult feeding behavior
Molecular function (GO): neuropeptide hormone activity
Source: RefSeq, a predicted model, not a curated record
GAUAAAAAGGUGUUUGGCGGCGGGGAGCGACUAUUUGAGACGGAGAAAGGGCCACAUGAUGCUGCACAUCGGGACCAUGCAAACCACGUCCAGGCUGCUCAGCGACGCGCUACUCUGCGCACUGCUGCUGCUCUCCAGUGCCGCUGGAGCCGAAGUGUUGGACACCGAGUCCGAAGAGGAGCUGAGCCCCAGAGCCUUGCGGGACUUCUAUCCCAAAGGUCCGAACCUGACCAGUGAGAAGCAGCUGCUCGGAGCUCUCCAAGAAGUUCUCGAAAAGCUGCAAGCUAAACGAUUGCCUUCAUGGGAGAAGAAAUUUGGCCAAGUUCCAACGUGUGAUGUCGGGGAGCAGUGCGCCGUGAGGAAAGGCGCUCGGAUCGGCAAGAUGUGCGACUGUCCCCGGGGAGCCUUCUGCAACUUUUUCCUGCUGAAGUGCUUAUGAGCUUCGCCGGAUCUGUAGCAUUGAGAAGUGGAAAAGAAAAAAACUCUCACUCGAUUCCUUUGUAAUUACUGUCAUAUUUUUUAUGAUACAGCUGAGGAGCAGGUGGGGUGACUGCCCAACCCGUGCGAAAAAGAACUAUAGUAGUUCUAUAAUAAGUAACCUAUAUAUUUUAAAACUAUAUCAUAUCACAGAAAAGCUAUAGACAGGAGAUGAUCAUAUACUAUAAAGACCCUUAAAGUUAAAUAUUCAGAACCACCUCACGUCUGUAGGAAAGCCACAGGAUCGUUGUUAUGAUACAGUAGGAUCUUAUAAAUAACCCACAAUGCACAAUAAAGUCACCGCAGGACCACAUACACACUGUAAAGUCUGAACAGCAAUAUUAUGACACUAUUAUAAUGAUUCUUCGUCUGGGCAAAUCCAAAAUCUGUCGUUUGAACUUUAACUAUUUUCUUUCAGAUGAAUGUUUUGUUUGUUACAUUGAUUGUUACAAUUUCUUUCAAGUACUUUUACUUGUAAUGGAGUAUUUUUACAUUGUGUUAUUACUACUUCUGUGUAUCCACCAAUCAUGGUAAUAAACAUCAUUAUUGUUUUGUAAAGCAGUGGAGUGGCCGCAUAUUCUUUAUUAUGUUUGUUAUGCAGAAUCACUUAUACAACGCGCAUGUUUUCUGUUUUUUAUUGAUAAAAAAAAA